CUGGUUCUCAGCCGAGCGCGACAUAAUGGCAGAAUGGCGGCCUUCGAACUGCAGGGAAGUGGGAUUUUACACAGAGUUUUCUUCGUAAAACGCCUUGGGAAAACUAACAUUUUCGUUUAGAAACACAGUGUGCAGCACUCUUUGAUAGCAUUAUGAUAGUUUCGUUGUUGGUGCACACUUAAAUUUAGCCGUGAAGGAGGGUACAACAAUCCAACGAAGUCAACCGACGUUCCGUAGGACGUUUUACAUGAAUUGUUCCGGUAACUGCAAUCUUCUUCAUGGCAGCACAAAAUAACGUGGGUAUGAAGGCUGACCCAGAACUUCUAUUUUCGAAACUGGAACGAAUCGGCAAAGGAUCCUUUGGUGAAGUAUACAAAGGCAUAGACAAUAGGACAAAUACAGUUGUUGCCAUUAAAAUAAUUGAUUUAGAGGAAGCUGAGGAUGAAAUUGAAGACAUUCAGCAGGAAAUCACAGUCCUAUCCCAGUGUGACAGUGCUUAUGUUACAAAAUAUCAUGGCUCAUAUCUCAAGGGAACAAAGUUAUGGAUUAUUAUGGAAUACCUUGGUGGAGGAUCAGCCUUGGACUUGAUGAAGGCUGGUGCAUUUGAAGAAUUCUACAUUGCAACUAUCAUUCGAGAAAUCUUAAAGGGCCUUGACUAUCUGCAUUGUGAAAAGAAGUUACACAGGGAUAUCAAAGCUGCAAAUGUGUUGAUGUCAGAAAGUGGUGAUGUCAAGCUAGCUGACUUUGGUGUUGCUGGACAGCUGACAGACACAUUAAACAAAAGAAAUACAUUUGUUGGAACACCAUUCUGGAUGGCUCCAGAAGUGAUAAAACAAUCUGCUUAUGACUCAAAGGCUGAUAUCUGGUCUCUGGGAAUUACAGCUAUAGAACUGGCCAAAGGAGAACCACCUAAUUCAGAUCUCCAUCCCAUGAGAGUUUUAUUUUUAAUACCCAAGAAUAACCCCCCUGAAUUAACUGGAAAUUUCAGUAAAGCUUUCAAGGAGUUUGUGGCCAUGUGUCUAAAUAAAGAUCCUAAUGAUAGACCAACAGCUAAAGAGCUUCUGAAGCACAGAUUUAUUAAAACUGCAAAGAAAAAUACCUUUCUUGUAGAAUUAAUAGAAAGGUAUAAAAACUGGAAACUAAAGUGCCGGGAUGACGAUGACAGCAGUUCAGGGGAAGAAAAUGAAGAGGAUGGAGUAGGCUCAGUAGGUACUUCAAAGUGGAUUUUUCCUCCAGAACGAAUAAAUCCUUUUGCUGCAGAAGGUGAAACAUCCAAAGCAGAAAAUAAUGCCACUGCAGAGUUAAAUAACACAGAUGCUCCUGACGUGUCAAAGGUGAAAAAUAAAGAAGAGAAACCUCCAUCAAAAUAUUUAUCAACUGUUUUAUUACCAGCAUUGACCAAGCUCAGUACAAGUCACAGUAGCCAGGGGCGUUCAGUUGAGCACCUCACUGAGGCGUUCAAAUCAAUAGAGACGUCCUGUCCAGGCUUCAGUGACGGCUUUGUAGAAAAGAUUAUAGACAAUGUCAAGCGUUCUAAAAGGUGAUAACAAAACAAGAUCCAUGGCGUAACACGACGUAGAACACAAGUCAUCGCUCCGUACAAGCUGCUUCUGAUCAGCUCCUGUUCACUAGCAUUAACUUAUUUCAUGUUAAAAGAAAACAUAACUUUUUAUCACAGAACGUUUUAAAAAAAAUGUACAGUCUAGCGUAUCGUUUUCCAGUUUUUCGUAAUGGCUCGUAAAAGUAAUCUAGGAAUCAAAGGUGAAUAGAAUGGAACAUGUUUUGUAAAAAGUUAAUUAUUAAUCAGAAACGCAAGACAGUUGGAAGUCACGCUAUAUUUAGGCUGGAUUACCAGAUAGACAGGACUCGAGUGAGCCGUGGAAAUAAAACCUGCGCUGUAUUGGGCUAUUUUUGCCUGCAUCUCAGCUACAGAAGAAACGUAAGGGAUUCCCGAGCGUUUUAAUUUCCUUUCUGGUACAAAUUACGUUCAACGUACUCUCCGUCAAAAGAAAUCUAUAUAUGCAACCGUUUAAAUUUUGAGCAAGUGGUAUACAAUUGUUUCUUUCUCACUAUUUUGAAGUAUUACCUUGAGGAUAAAUUCAACGCAGUUAUAUGGGGCGUAACGCAAGCGUUGCAUGAAAAAUGUAACGUUGUCCGAAGGAGACUGGUUUCUAUGUGCAUGAUGGACUCUUUACAUGCCUUGGCGGGCGUUCUGUUCGUUGUUCUGUCGCGUGUCUUGGGCGUUGCGUGAUAUCUGACGUAAGGGUUAUGAAGAAGAUUAGGAAUAGAAAUUGUGAAAAAAAGAAAUCGUGCAUUUUUCACUA
Molecule: messenger RNA, 2324 nt
Organism: Orbicella faveolata
Lineage: Eukaryota; Metazoa; Cnidaria; Anthozoa; Scleractinia; Merulinidae
Product: serine/threonine-protein kinase 26-like
Biological process (GO): protein phosphorylation
Cellular component (GO): cytoplasm
Molecular function (GO): ATP binding; protein serine/threonine kinase activity
Source: RefSeq, a predicted model, not a curated record